Pygocentrus nattereri (red-bellied piranha) is the source of this 2470-nucleotide messenger RNA. Its product is annotated as inositol-3-phosphate synthase 1-A. Bases 219 to 1880 code for a protein of 553 amino acids. The transcript has 11 exons. Lineage: Eukaryota; Metazoa; Chordata; Actinopteri; Characiformes; Serrasalmidae. Gene Ontology annotation, molecular function: inositol-3-phosphate synthase activity. Gene Ontology annotation, cellular component: cytoplasm. Gene Ontology annotation, biological process: inositol biosynthetic process; phospholipid biosynthetic process. The record is from RefSeq and is a predicted model, not a curated record.
GGUGGAAACGUCUAGAACCGGCGGCUAUAACGCGGAGCAUCUGAGGAGGAAGCAGUAGUCAUCACCCUGCGCUCAUCACCCCACAGGGAAGUAGAAACCGUUUAGUUCAGACUUUUUUCCAUCAUCUUUUACUACGCAAAGUAUCAGGAAAGCCUUUUUUAGGGCACCGUUUCAAGAACCAGACCAUAGAUUUGCAUCAUCGUGAAAGGUUGUUAAUCAUGCCUGAGAAAAUUCGCAUCAGCAGCCCGAGUGUGCGGUACACUGAGCAGUAUAUUGAGUCUCAGUACUCCUACCACACCACCUCCGUGUCCACAGAUGGAGGCACAUACACGGUGACUCCUCGCACUACUGAAUACAUAUUUCGCACAGAGAGAGCUGUGCCCAAGCUGGGAGUGAUGCUGGUGGGUUGGGGUGGCAACAAUGGCAGCACCGUCACAGCUUCUGUUCUGGCCAAUAAGCUUGGCCUGACAUGGAGAACUAAGAGUGGCAUCAAGAGUGCCAAUUACUGUGGCUCCUUGCUGGAGGCAUCUACUGUGUCCUUGGGGUCAGGACCAAAGGAAGAGGUCUUUGUACCUUUUAGAGAUCUGCUGCCAAUGGUGCACCCUAAUGACAUCAUAUUUGAUGGUUGGGAUAUCUCUUCAAUGGAUCUUGGACGUGCCAUGGAACGUGCUCAGGUUCUGGACUGGAGCCUUCAGGAGAUGCUUCGUCCACACAUGAGCAAGCUCAAACCAAGACCCUCCAUUUACAUCCCAGAGUUCAUUGCUGCUAACCAGGAGCAUAGAGCUGAUCAUGUGCUCACAGGCACCAAGGCAGAGCAGGUGGAACAGAUCCGCAGAGAUAUCUGUGACUUCAAGGAGAAGAGUGGUGUGGACAAAGUGAUUGUGCUGUGGACUGCAAACACAGAGAGAUUCUGUGACAUUGUGCCUGGUGUCAAUGACACUGCAGAGAACCUUCUCAACACCAUCCAGACUGGAGGAGAGGUAUCUCCAUCCACACUCUUUGCAGUGGCUAGUAUUCAGGAAGGCUGUGCCUACAUCAAUGGCUCCCCUCAGAACACCUUUGUGCCGGGGGCAGUGGAACUGGCUAUUCAGCAUGGGGUUUUCAUAGGCGGAGAUGACUUUAAAUCAGGCCAGACGAAACUGAAGUCCGUUCUGGUGGAUUUUCUAGUCAGUUCAGGCAUCAAGCCGACCUCCAUUGUGAGCUACAAUCAUCUGGGGAAUAACGAUGGCAUGAAUCUCUCUGCACCCCAGCAGUUCCGCUCUAAGGAGAUUUCCAAGAGCAAUGUGGUGGACGACAUGGUGCAAUCUAACCCUGUGCUCUACAAGCCUGGGGAGAAACCUGACCACUGUGUGGUGAUUAAGUAUGUUCCCUGUGUGGGAGACAGUAAAAGGGCGAUGGAUGAGUAUACUUCAGAGAUAAUGAUGGGUGGCACCAACACCAUUGCCCUGCACAACACCUGUGAGGACUCCCUGUUGGCCAGCCCGAUCAUCCUGGACCUGGUCAUCCUGACUGAGCUGUGUCAGAGAAUCAUGUUUUGCACACAAGAGGACACAGCCUUCCAGUCCUUCCACAGUGUCCUAUCCAUCCUCAGCUUCCUCUGCAAGGCCCCACUUGUACCAACAGGGGCACCAGUGGUCAACGCCUUCUUCCGCCAGCGAGCCUGCAUUGAAAAUAUCAUGAGGGCGUGCCUUGGACUCCCACCUCAGAACCAUAUGCAGCUAGAGCACAAAAUGAAGAACAGCUUCAUGCAUCACCUUGACAACCCAAUCUACAAUGACAUACUCACAAAGGAUGCCAGACUUACCAAUGGUUACCACCGUGUUCCAAGUAACGGAGUCCAUGUGAAUGAAAAUAAUCCAAAGAUAAAAACUAUUGCCUGAUCUUUGUGUUUUAUAAAUCAUGACUUUUAGUGGUCAUACUUUAAAUUAUUUUUGGUGACUUAAGGUAUUGUUUGAGCCAUUAGUUUAAGAUGGCAUGCACUAACUUGGCUAAAGAACCAAUGCUCAGUUAAAAAAAUAUAUGUUCACUGUAUUAUAAUGUUCACUAUAUGGUUUCAUUGUUAGUGUUUUGUUUAAGAGUUUGCUGCAAGUUGGAAUGUAAUUUUUUAAAAGGUGUUUUGGGUUUAGGUUUUAAAUAAGUAAAAAUUAAAUAAAUGAAAUGGGCAAUUCUCAAAUUGUCAUAAAAGAAAUCAACCAUAAUGCUAUUUUUAUUCCUGUACUGGUACAUUUUUGUCUGAGUGUCUAACCCUAACUUUGUACCCCAUUUGACUUUUGUUCUUUUAAUGGACUUUACUGUAUGAAGAUUGACAAAAACCCAGUUCUUCUAUACACACUUAAAAAUGAUGGUUCAUUCUUUAGAAAAGGAAUUGUUUCUAUAUCAAACCAUAAACACUCUAUGGAGAACCCUUUGGUGUGUGUGUGUGUGUGUGUGUGUGUGUGUGUGUGUGUGUGUGUGUGUGUAAACUAUAUUG